Varanus komodoensis (Komodo dragon) is the source of this 1356-nucleotide messenger RNA. It is a transcript of the gene PLGRKT, whose product is annotated as plasminogen receptor with a C-terminal lysine. Lineage: Eukaryota; Metazoa; Chordata; Lepidosauria; Squamata; Varanidae. Gene Ontology annotation, cellular component: plasma membrane. Gene Ontology annotation, biological process: positive regulation of plasminogen activation. The coding region runs from base 127 to 570 and encodes 147 amino acids. The record is from RefSeq and is a predicted model, not a curated record. The transcript has 5 exons.
CAGGAAUAGGAAUAGGAAUGGUUGCUGCUUGGCUGUAGUCAGGAUUAAGACUCUAGGCAAGGCGGGACAACAUGGUGCACGUGCGGGGAAGUGUAGCGUGGCUUGCAAGGAUUGCUAAAGGUCAAAAUGGGAUUCAUCUUUUCAAAAUCUAUGAAUGAAAACCUAAAGACUCAACAAGAGUUCAUGCUUAUGAACUCUAGACUUCAGCUGGAAAGACAACUCCUCAUGCAGAAUCAAAUGCGAGAGAGACAGAUGGCUAUGCAGAUUGCUUGGACACGAGAGUUUCUCAAGUAUUUUGGAACAUUUUUUGGACUUGCAGCUGUGGGCGUAACAGUUGGGGCAGUUAAAAAAAAGAAGCCACAGCUGUUCCUUCCAAUGAUUCCCUUAAGUUUUAUACUUGCCUAUCAGUAUGAUAUGGGCUAUGGAUCACUUCUACAAAGAAUGAAAAGUGAAGCGGAGAACAUACUUGACACAGAGAAUACUAUGCUUGACAUGCCAAAAGGACCCAUCACGUUUGACGCCCUUGAAAAAGCCAGAAGAGCACAGAGCAAGUUUUUUAUUGAAAAAUAAUUUUGUCACAAAGCACUACACCAAGACUAAAAAUUGCUAUUUCUAAUCAUAUUGUUGAUCCAGCAGUGUAUGCAUGGAACCAUUUAAAGUAGCUAAUGAAAGAGAAGUAAGGAUACUAAAUCUAUAUUCUUAUUCUCUUAAAAUUUUGUCCGUUAAUAGAAGAAUAAGAAUAUAGUGUCAAGUUUUAUGAGUGUGAACAGUGGGGCUUUUAUGUAUUGGGAUGGAAAUUAUUGGCGGGGGGGGGGAUCUAAUGUUACCGGAAUUAGAGGUGAUUUGUAGCAAUUGGCUUCUUCGUGUUUUGUUUGAGCAGAAUUUUGUGGGUUCAAAAGAGUGUUUUUAUGCUCUGAGGAUCAGACCCUCCCCCACCCUUGCUGCGUACACUUGAGUUCAUGAACAAGUUGUCUAUUUCAGUAGUAAAUAAUGUUAUUGGCCACACUACAGAACACCAGUUAUAUGGUUCCUCCAUGGCAUCCAUAUUGUGAUGGUGCCCACACUUUCUAAGCUACUUUUUAGCUAAAGUAGCUAACAUCAGCUUCUUGGCAAGAAAGAUAAGUAAGGAUGCUAAAUCUAUAUCCUUAUUCUCCUAUUGGUGGGCAAAAUUGUAAAUUUUUGUGUACAUUUAACAAUGUUUUAGGGUUUUUUUGUUAAUUGGGCUAAUCAUGGACAGUUCCUGAAAGUGCAGAGAAGAAAUGUGCAUGCAUAGCACCCUAGCUGGCUCAGAGCAGAGAUUUUGAAAAAUAUUGUAUAAAUGUAAUGAUUUGUAAAAUAAAACUGAUUUAAUACCAA